GGUGGCCUCUUCCCAUAAUCAUAAGGAAUAACUUCAUUUCCAUUCUAUAAGGUAAUUUGUUUUAUAUAUAUUGUUAUGACGAGGGUCAUGCAGCUGUGUGUGUUGUCUGGAGUUUUGUGGUAUGUGGCGUGUGUGCUGAUGAGGCGAGCUUCGUAUGUGUGUGGCAUGUCGGGUGGGUGUUGACAUGUCGGUAGGUGACAGUGUGCUGGGUGAUGAGGAUGAUAAUGAGGCCGUUGAUGAUGAUGCCAGUGAUGUUGAUGAUGAUAAUGCUGGUGAUGAGGGUGAUGAUGUUACACUGUUCCACUGUGAUGGUAUUGGUGGUUAUUUGAGAGGUGGAGAAGGAGGGUGUUGCUAACUUCUCGAUUGGUGCCUACAAUCUUUCCCAUUUAACGAUGUUACCUGCGAAUAAGUGACACUUUCUACUUCGACAAUCUAGGGUAAACCUCGAAUCUAGGGUAAAAUCGACAAAAAUGUAGGGUAAGAUUUCAUCAACUCAUGGAAGCACUGUGCUCGGCUGACGGCUCUCGCAGGCGCCAGUCGGUCACACAACUACAACCGGGCCGCCGGGCGUGUGGAUCAGCUGUUGCCACGAGUGACAACUAAUUGCAAGAUCUACAAUGAAUAUAUUACCCUCAAGACUAUGGGCAGUGCAGGCAAGAGUGGGCAGUGUGGCAAGGCUCCACACCAGUCCUCCGGUGCAUGAGAUACGGAAGAUGGCAAGACUCAGAGUAGUUGAUAACAGUGCACUGGGAAAGUCUGCUAUGCUGGAGGGAAGGCCACCGAAGUGUAUACACAUAUAUAACAAGAAGAGUAUUGGGGUCACAGGUGACAAGGUGCUAGUUGCCAUCAAGGGUCAGAAGAAGCAAGCUAUCCUAACAGGCUGCCACCAGGACCAGAAGCCUCUCAUGCCAAAAUUUGACAGCAACAACAUUGUGCUCAUUGAUGAGAAUGGUUCACCACUGGGCACCAGGAUACAUGUACCCAUUCCAACAAUGCUCCGUAAAAAACUCACAGAUAUGUCACGACCAAAAGGUGCAGAUUAUACAAAAAUAUUAUCAAUUGCAACACGUUUUAUAUAAAUUGUGGAAGCCCAUCAAAUGUCUUCUAUUGUUAAAUUAUAGUUUCAUUUACAUAUAAGCUAGUAUAAUUUGUACAAAUUGUAAAUAAAUUCAAUAGUAAAUGAAAAAAAA
Portunus trituberculatus (swimming crab) is the source of this 1190-nucleotide messenger RNA. It is a transcript of the gene mRpL14, whose product is annotated as 39S ribosomal protein L14, mitochondrial-like. The record is from RefSeq and is a predicted model, not a curated record. Gene Ontology annotation, molecular function: structural constituent of ribosome. Gene Ontology annotation, biological process: translation. Lineage: Eukaryota; Metazoa; Arthropoda; Malacostraca; Decapoda; Portunidae. Gene Ontology annotation, cellular component: ribosome; mitochondrion. Bases 618 to 1079 code for a protein of 153 amino acids. The transcript has 3 exons.